This is a messenger RNA of Exaiptasia diaphana, 1591 nucleotides long. Its product is annotated as fibroblast growth factor receptor 1-like. The record is from RefSeq and is a predicted model, not a curated record. Gene Ontology annotation, molecular function: ATP binding; transmembrane receptor protein tyrosine kinase activity. Gene Ontology annotation, biological process: protein phosphorylation; multicellular organism development; positive regulation of kinase activity. Gene Ontology annotation, cellular component: signaling receptor complex. The transcript is spliced from 5 exons. The coding region runs from base 1 to 720 and encodes 239 amino acids. Lineage: Eukaryota; Metazoa; Cnidaria; Anthozoa; Actiniaria; Aiptasiidae.
AUGUCUGCAAGAAACCCUUAUCAUUGUGAAUUGGAAAUCCUUGAAGGUCAAGUCGACAUAGCUCCCCAAAAGAAAACAGAGCACGGCUUUCCAAUAGAAAAGUUAGAAAGUGAUUUCAUCUCAUUUUCCUGGCAGAUUGCUAAAGGAAUGGAAUAUUUGUCAGCGAAAAGAAUUGUACAUCGCGAUCUCUCUGCUCGUAACAUACUGCUAGCAACUGAUAACCUGGUCAAAGUGGCUGAUUUUGGACUGUCUCGGCAAACCACGUACAUGGAGCAAWUCUACCAAGCUCARGGACGACGUAAGCUGCCUAUAAAGUGGAUGCCACCUGAGGCYAUUUUCGAAGAGACUUUUACAACAAAAAGUGAUGUAUGGUCUUAUGGGAUAGUUCUCUGGGAGAUAUACUCAAUGGGUGGAGCUCCCUAUCCAACUAUCUCCAACGCCCAGCUUCCACACCAACUGAGAAAAGGUUAUCGAAUGGAAAAACCAGACCUCUGCCCUGAUGACAUGUACAAAGUAAUGAAGAAAUGCUGGAAAGGGCAACCAGGCGAAAGACCAUCCUUCAGUGAYGUCAUCCAAACUCUUGAGACCCUGAUGACACGUGACAAUCCGUACAUUGAGUUUAAUAUGGGAAUCGACGAGAACAAGGAACGUUAUUUGUUGCGGUCUUUUAAUAGAGCGCUUGAUGAGUCUGACGAGGAAGACGUUAUGACUAUGAUAUAACACUGAUAAUGACACGUUUGGCAUGGACAUUUCCAAUGAUACAUCUUGUUGACUUUUACAUAAAGCCGUGCUGCGCUGAAUAAUAAACUUAACUUUAGUAUCCACCAAAUUAUGGGCUAUCACAUGUUAUACCAUGGUCGCAUCGUUUGAAGCAAAGACCGCUGAAAAAUGUCCAAAAAAUCGGUAUUUUUUAUGGUCUUUUAUUCAAAUUGUUGUUUUGUGGAUACUAAAGUGGACUAUGGACUAUAGCAAUUCGUAGUCUUAUUUAAAGUGCUCUAAUUGUUUAAUAUUUUCUAUGUUUAAGUUUCGUGAAACAUGUGUAGCAUUGUUGUACAUUUUUUUCCUCAAAUACAGGUUUAUGUAAAUUAUUKGCAGCACAAUGAUACGACAGAUAUUUAACAGGAUAAUUGAGAWGGUAUGGAAAAAAAUAUUUGAAGCGCUUAAAAAAGGCAGAGUUAGCGKUCAGUACGGAAAGCAAUCAUACGAAAAUAUUUGCCAUCAAUUUUUUGUUUUUGGUUUUACUCCGACUCGGGGUCUCAGAUCAUUGAUCCCCGAAGACCUCGCCGCCUGUAAUCUUUCUUGUCGAAGCUAACAAGAGCUUAACAAUAAGCGAUUUGGGUUUCGGAUUUCCCUAAACAUUUUUUUUCUCGGGCCGUCGCGGAUURUUGAAUGAGAACCAAUGUGUCUAUGUCGGCAAAUUUUUUGCAAUUUCUAAAUAUAUUUUAGUAGGGUCUGUGGAAAUGCACGCGUACUAGAUCACGUGGUACUCGUUGAAAAUCAUAGUGUKAAGAAGUUAUUAAGCGUGAGUAGGUACGAGCUGAAAACACAAGGAAACAAAGCCGAGUUUUUAACUCGCUUUCGAGUGUUUUKA